AUGACACCACCGCAGGAGGCGUAUCUACAAAAGCAAACACGCAUGCUAGUAGACGCAGGAGUGCUACGACCGAUUCACCCAAGAGACGUCAAGUGCGUAUCGCCGAUCAAGUUAGCCCAGAAAGAGCACGAAAACGAAGGUCUAUCACAUGAGGAGCUAAAACAAGAGCUUAACGAGGCAUGCGAACGAGCAGGAAUGCCAAGGCCAUACGAGAUGGAGCACAAGGUAAGAACGAAAGGCGCUAAAGGGGGAAGCAGUCAGCAGGAACAGAAAUGGCGCAUCUGCCAGAACUUCCACGAGUUAAAGAAACUACUCAAAGUAGUACCAGUACCGCAAGGCAACAUACGAGACAAGCAAAGGCGCCUAGCCGGCCACAGAUACGUAUCAAUAUUCGACUUUGCAUCGGGGUUCUUUGCGCUACGGGUGGAUGAGGCAGCGCAACCAUACUUGGUGAUGUUCGUACCAGGAAUGGGGUACUUCGCGUACACGUAA
Mycena citricolor is the source of this 492-nucleotide messenger RNA. The record is from the annotation of a GenBank genome assembly. NCBI's taxonomy places the organism in Eukaryota, Fungi, Basidiomycota, Agaricomycetes, Agaricales, Mycenaceae.